Molecule: messenger RNA, 975 nt
Organism: Trichomonas vaginalis G3
Lineage: Eukaryota; Parabasalia; Trichomonadida; Trichomonadidae
Exons: 1
Source: RefSeq, a predicted model, not a curated record
AUGAUUAAACAACAGCAACCACAACAACUUAAGGCACAGACCAUUACAUACGCCAUAUAUGCAUAUAAUUCAAAGACGGCAGAACAAACGCAAAUGUUGAAAUAUGGAGAUUUGGAGAUAGUAUUGAAAAAUGACCAUUUCGAAUUCGUUUGCAAAGGUGGUGCAGUGAUAUCAAAUAUAAAAGAAAUUUUAUUUAUGAAUUCAAAAAUUAAAGGAAUAACGGAUGAUAUAACAUCAAUUCCACCAGAAGAACAAAGAUAUUACGCAUUAAAUGCAUUUCCUAAAGUUUUGAAGAUUGGAAGAUUUAAUUUAAAUGAGGAAUUCAUAAAAGGUUUCCUAAAUGACAUAAUGAAGAAAGUAGAUAAGGAAUAUGUGACUAGUGAAUUAAUGAAGAAAGCAGAUAAGGGACUUGUGGCUAGUGCAUUAAUGAAGAAAGCAGAUAAGGAAUAUGUGAAUGAAAAAAAUAAUGAAAUUAAAGAAAUGGUUGGAUGGUAUCAUGAAUGGACAUCAAAGAUUUUAAAAACUAAAGCUGAUACGGGGUGGGUUUCAGAAUGUUUAGACCUUAAAGCGGAUAAAACAUAUGUCAACGAUGAGUUAGAGAAGAAAGCAGAUAAAGAAUAUGUGAAUGAAAUAUACCAAAGUUUGAUAGGAACAACUAAAAAUAUUGAAACUAUUGCUGGUGACUUUUCCGUCUAUGAAGAAAAUAAAUAUUUUAGAGGGCAAUUGGUACAUUCCUUAAAAAAUGGUAUGCGGUGUAAACUCAUUCCGAAAAAUAACAAUGAAAUGUAUGUAAGUUAUAAAAAGAAUGAUGACACACAAGUUAAAGUUCCAUUAGACAACAACUGUUACUUAAACUUAUAUGGAGACGAACAAAAGAAAUAUUUAAGAGUUUAUGAAAUGACAGAUAUGACAUUGUCUAACGUAGCUCCAGCACCGUAUUAUUUCGACUAUGGAGAUGAUGUCAGAACACCACAU